Hevea brasiliensis (rubber tree) is the source of this 2953-nucleotide messenger RNA. Its product is annotated as TSL-kinase interacting protein 1. Gene Ontology annotation, cellular component: nucleus. Lineage: Eukaryota; Viridiplantae; Streptophyta; Magnoliopsida; Malpighiales; Euphorbiaceae. Gene Ontology annotation, molecular function: chromatin binding. Gene Ontology annotation, biological process: pattern specification process. Bases 237 to 2633 code for a protein of 798 amino acids. The transcript has 14 exons. The record is from RefSeq and is a predicted model, not a curated record.
UUUAUUAUUUUCUUUUAUCCAAAGUAAAAAUGAGAAAAAAUAAAAAAAAUAAAAAAGAAAAUUCCUUCUGUUCCCUUUCUCGCCAACUGUGAACUGGAGAUUCUUUCCGGUUUCGAUUGCUUUGUGUUCAAAUUUCUCCACGCUUGUACGUACGGUUCUAGGGUUUGCUCGAUUCUUCCAGUUUUCUAUUUUUUCUUUCAGUGCAGGAGUAUCUAGUAUUCUAGUGAUGCCUUAGCAUGGAGAUGGAGUCACAGAUCUCCUUGGACUCUAAGGUAAAUUCUCGCAUUGAGAAUACUUCUAUUCAGCAUGGGGAUACUGGUGUAACAUCAUUGAUCCCAGAUCAUGUUGAGCCACAGCUGCCAGCAAAAAAACCAACGCGGCAAUGGGCUGCUUGGACACGUGAAGAGGAAGAAAGUUUCUUCACUGCAUUACGACAAGUUGGCAAGAACUUUGAAAAGAUAACCCGUCGUGUCCAAAGCAAAAACAAGGAUCAGGUCAGGCAUUAUUACUAUCGUCUUGUGAGGCGAAUGAACAAAUUGCUGGGUCCAGGAUUAUGUCUAGAUGCCAAAAACUCCAAAGAUACUAAUGCUGCAAUGCUUCGAUGGUGGUCUUUAUUGGAAAAGUACAGCUGCAAAGCCUCAAAGCUUCACUUGAAGCCACGAAGAUUUAAGAUAUUUAUAGAGGCACUGGAGACCCAACUCUUAAAAGACCGAAAGAAGAAUGUAAGGAAACGGCCUUCACAGGUGGAAAAUGGUCCUGCUACAGUUACAAAUACUGUUACAAGUCAGAAUAGAGCAUCAGCACAUGAAACUAGAACUGUUAAAUUGGUUCUUGUGGACAGUCAAAACUUACAAAGGUUAGGAGCUGGAAAAGGAUCAUUAAAGCGCAAUGUUAACAUAGGUGUUAUUCGCAGCAAUAGAGGAGACUCGAGUGCAAUGAAACCUGCAAGGCAAAGGCGGAAACAAGGUAUUGUCAUGUCAGCUGCAUAUAAAAAAUGGGAAAAAGCUGCAAUUGCUGGGGUUUCCUUGGUUGCUGAUGCUGCUGAGCAUUUGGAGCGGACAGCUACUGAUAAAGAGAUUGAACAUGACCACAGUAUGGCAGAGCAUAAGAGUCCUGACCCUAUUGAAAAGGAUCUGCCCCCUUUACCGGCCUUUGCACAAAAUCAUUAUGUUGAGAGCAAUACUCAGACUAAUAUGAAACUUAAGCUCCAGUUGUUCCCAAUUGAUGAUGGCACUCGAAGAGCCUUAGAAAUGGAUAAACAUAAUCCACACUUGGAGCUAACUCUUAGUGCUCGGAAAAAGAUAUCAUCGGUAUUGGAACACCUUAAUCGGAAAUGGGGCAAUUCAAGCAUAGCAUCUGGAGAGUUGAUGCUUUUCCCUUACAGUGCUCAUAGAGAAAAUUUUGUUGGUUAUCAGAGAUGGACUCAAGACACCAUUGUCAGUGCAGCAGAUGUACACACUUCAAUUGGAAGCCCUCCAGUGUUCCGCUUGAGGUAUGGUUGGUUUUCUAACAUUGAAUUGGCGUCUGGGACACUGCAAGCACCUUCAGCAUCCAGUUACAUUCCAGGUGGAAAUACUGUUGAUGCGGAAAACGAAAAGAUAAAGAUUGUGGACUCUGUAUCCACAUCCGGACUCUCAGCCAAUGAUAAAUCUGAGAAAAAUAUAGGUCUCUGUGAGGAUCACCUAUCCACAGGAAACAAGAGUCAUGCUUCUGUACCACUGGCUACAAAUGUGCCCAAUGAUCCAAGUGGGCACAUUGCAACAGGACCCAGAAAUAACGUUGUUGGGUCCUCUGACUUAGCAAGGGUAUCAUGGCAUGAAAAGGAGACUGGUGAUAGGACAAUUAUGAAACAAUUAGAUGAUGCAGAUGACAUGAGACUGAGCAGUGGCACUGCAUUAUCCGCUGGGGAGUGGGCUGAUAGCCUUACCAACAUUAGUGUUGGGGAUCUACUUUCAGAAGUGCCUCAUGAUGUAGAUCCUAACUGCAUUGAACCUCCUGUUGCUCAAAGUGGCCAAUGUCUGCAACAAAUACCAUUUAGCUGUGAUUCGUUUGAUGCUGCUAUUGCUGCUCAUAUAUCAAGACAUGAAAAUAAGAUGAUAUUUCCUUCCACUGUGGCAUCCCUCAGUUCUUCAAUCUGGGAUGCUGAAGAAACAUGUGAUGCUUUCUCAUUUCAAAAGAAUCAUGCCCUGUACCAGGAAGUUCCUACUUCAAUUGAUGUUGUCUCUCCUGGCGCUGACAAACGGACAAACUCAAUGUUUUAUGGUGCCUUUCUUGAGGGGUUGGCUAAUGGUGAGGGGCAUGUGGAUUAUCCUACUGAAACUGACCCUAUGGAUGAAUGUUCACCUGAUCCACAUGUUGUGGACAACUCGGUUAAAGAUUUCACUGGGCUAACAGAUAUCUACUGGCCUGAAUCUUUAGGACCAUUGGAUCUGGAUAUACCCUCAUCUAAAUACCAUAGCGAAGAGUUUAUUUUAGGUGACAGCCUAAGCGGUUUGAACCGGCUGAUAGCCAGCAGCUUGGAUGCAUUUCAAAAUUGCUCCUUUUUCGGGCUGGACAAGAAAGACUCAAUGCCUGUAGUUGAAGCUCGAGAAAGUUCCUCGUUUUCAGAUUUUAAAAUUGGCAGCGGGGUAUGAAAUUUCCAAAAUUUGAUCUUUGAGGGAUUCCAUUGUAUGAAAGUUCCUCGAUCUUGGAGUAUAAUGACUAAUCAUAUUUCAAUUUCACUGACGGAAGGAGUGUGCUGAGGGGGCUCGUGCAGUCUAAGAACAUUCUGGUUGUUUGUGGAAAAAGUUCCCUGGUCAGAGUCUCCAGUAUUUGUACAAAAAUAGACGUGGAUAGUUUUAUACGUUUUCUUUCAUUAUAUUACUUUUAUUUUCAUUACGAUCCUGUAAAUGCUUCUUCAGAAUUAAUGUAACUGUGCAUCCCUUGUGGGCAAAAAGAACCUUUUUUUCUGAUC